Messenger RNA from Phyllostomus discolor (pale spear-nosed bat), 5680 nucleotides. It is a transcript of the gene KNOP1, whose product is annotated as lysine rich nucleolar protein 1. The record is from RefSeq and is a predicted model, not a curated record. The transcript has 5 exons. The coding region runs from base 114 to 1496 and encodes 460 amino acids. Lineage: Eukaryota; Metazoa; Chordata; Mammalia; Chiroptera; Phyllostomidae.
UUCCCCUGGUUUAUUUUAUUUUGUCUUCUUUUUUUUUUUUUUUCCAAAUCAGGUCUGUUGACCACUCUCCAUCUGAGGCACCCUGUGCUCCCUUGACUCCACCCUCUCCAGGAAUGAUCACCAAGACCCACAAAGGAGACCUGAACCUUAGGCUUCCAGAGAAAAACAAGGAGAAGGAGAAGGUAGUAAUCAGAGAACCAGAGACUCAGUACUCAGUUGUAAACAGAAACAGUUAUUUUACUGAAGUCUUUCCCACAAGAGCCGUAUCACCCAUGAAGAGUGUGAUCCAAGGGCAGGUAUCUGAGAUGCCUCUAGUGAAGAAAAUAAGGAAGAAAAAGAAGGGCCACAGCACCCGCUGUGAGGAGCACCUAGAACUUGAGACCAUGUUACGUGCCAGGUGGACAGAGAAGUCUUCCAGCCCCAGGGCACAGGCUUUUGGUCCAUCUGAGCUCCUAAGUGGAGAAAAGAAAAAGAAGAGGAAGUUCUUUUGGCCUCUGGCCACAUCCCCUGAUUUGAGGAUGAAGACCUUCCUGGACCCCAGACAGAGAGAGGAAGUGACCAGAGUUGGCAAGAAGCUCAAAAUACACAAGAAGGAAGGAAAAGCCCAGGAAACCGCAGCCCUCUCAGUUGGGGACACUUGGUUCAUCAAGGCCAGGAAUCUGCAUGCUUGCUCAUUGGGAAAGGAUGACCAGGAAGAGGCAGCUUUGGGGCAGAAAAGGAAGCAGGGAAGCCCCAGGGAACACAACAUGAAGAUGAAGAAGAAGAAAAUCCACCAGGAGGGAGACACCCACCUUGGCCACCCCAAGCCCUCUAGGUCUAUGGAGAGCAGCCCUAGGAAAGGAAGUAAAAAGAAGGCAGUCAAAGUUGAGGCUUCAGAAUACAUCCCAAUAGGAGAUGGCCUCAAAUCCCCUGUGAAGAAGAAAAGAAAGUCCAAUAAAAAGGCACGGCAGCAGCUAGGCAUUGAGGAGCCAGCUCUGAAGAGAAAAAGAACAAAGAAGAGGAAAGAGAACAAAGUAUCAGGAGAAACUUGGGAGGAGGAGCCUGACACAGACUUAGAGGUGGUGUUGGAAAAGAAAGGCAAUAUGGAUGAGGCACACAUAGACCAGGUGAGGCGAAAGGCUUUGCAAGAAGAGAUUGAUCGUGAGUCAGGCAAAACAGAAGCUUCUGAAACCCAAAAGUGGGCAGGAACUCAGUUUGGUCAAUGGGAUACUACUGGUUUUGACAACGAGGAACAGAAACUGAAAUUUCUCAAACUUAUGGGUAGCUUUAAAAAUCUGUCCCCUUCAUUCAGCCACACCCCUGACACGAUUGGAAGGCCCAACAUGGCACUCAACAGGAAGGCUGCUGACACCCUGCAGCAAAGCCUGCAGCAGGACCAGGACCGGGCCAUGAGCUGGAAGUACAGCUCGGGCACUGGCCUUAGCUUCAGUACCACCCCAAAUAAGAUCUUUUAUAUUGACAGGAAUGCUUCCAAGUCAAUCAAGUUUGAAGAUUAAACUCCACUGUCCUGUCUCCCAAGUUAAAAUUGCUUUUAUUAUUCAGUUAUACAGACGAAGGCUUUGUGACAGUUGUCUGAAACUGAACUCCUACAAAGAUAAAGGAGUGGGGGCAUCUUAUGUUUCAGGAGCCAAUAGAAUAUGUGAGUGGGUAAAAACAAGGUUUCUGUGUUAAGCCUUCCAUCCCAAUUUGAAGACAUUACGUACAAGGAGGGGGGCUCCAUAAAACCAGAAUUCAUUUAUAAAAAAUGCAUAUUUAUGCUUACAUGUUUAACUUCAGUCACCUUCAAAGUACUCUCCAUUUGAUGCAAUACACCUAUUGAGAUUCCCCCCGCAACUGUUCAAAAAUUUCUGAACUUGUUGAUUUUGAUGCCUUUUAGUACUUCUACCAUUUUUUGUUUCACCCAUUUCACAUGAGCAAAACAUUUACCUUUGAAGACCUUUUUCAUCUGAAGGAACAAGAAAAAGUCACUCAGGGCAAGAUCGGGUGAAUAGGGAGGGUGGAGCACCAAGGGACAUGCCAUUUUGCUCAAAAACUGCUCAACACUCAGUACAGUGUGGGCAGGUGCACUCAUAAAUCACCCAUCAUGAAAUGGGCAAAUGCACUGAAAGGGUCUUAAAAAAAAAAAAAUCACUGAAGCCAAACACAGCCUCUCACAAUAACACCAACUGGUACACUGAUACAGAUGGGUUCCUAGAACAGUGGGGGAAGCCUGUACCACAAGGAGCCCACCCUCCAAAAGACCAGUUUUUUUAGGGGGACCCCCCCAUAUAAAUAAUAUUUGUUGAGUACAUGCCAGAAGUAUACCAGUGUUUCACUUGUGUUAAUGUAAUAUUCUUAACUAUGAAAUAGGUGCUGUUGUUAUCCCCAUCUUACAGAUCAGGAAUCUGGAGUUCAGGGAUGAAUAACUUCCCAGGAUCAUCUAGCUAGUAAGUGCAGUGUGUUAUACUUUCAUAACUCAAGCCCUAUACUAAUGUUCACUACUGUAAACAUACCUCCCCCCGUUGGAAUUUCUCCUGGAAUACUCACUGGAGUGUUAUAUAAAUGAGUUCUGAUUGUAGUAACAGAAAUCUAUUACAGAAAUCUCAAACAGGAGGUAGAAUUAGUCAUGAACAGAAGUGACAAACUCAUUUUCCUUUUCAAUCUUGGAAUAGCUGCAGGCAAAUAAGCAUCUUGAAUUGCCACCAAGCAAACGUGGCUAAGUAAUCAGUUCCUGGGAAAUGUGUUUUGAAACCAAUCUUGUCCAGCUACCUGCCUUCUAACUCCAGUAGUGAGCUUGGAUUUACGGUUUCUGCUUUUACUGAAUUAUGAACAAGACAUUUUUGAGAGUGGUUAGUCCAGGAACCAAUAGCAAAUUCCCAGGGAUGUGUUUAUUAGAUUAUUUUCCAUCAUGAAGAAGGAAUCCCAUGUGACUUGGUAGAGGUCCAAUGCCAGGAGGCACAGACUUGUGGGGAUAACCCCAGAAGUUACCUUAUCAGCUGUGGACAGUGUUCCCAAGCCUGAGUGCUAGAGUCAGCCUCACAGAGCUCCAGGUACAGUAACCCAAGUGGCAUGUGACUAUGUUCUCUCCAUUCACCUAGCAUUUUGCUUCCCAAAAUACAUGAUUGGGAAAUUUCCACAUCACUUGGCUUGAAUGCCUCCUACAGACAUCCUGUCUCAAGCAGGCCUAAAUAACCAGGAGAUAAAGUCUCAGAUGGCAGGAAGUCCUGAUGUAGACAGUUGAUCCAGUGGCUCAUCAAGGAAACACUCUUCCUUUCUUCUCCAUCAUUAGUGGUGGCUUCAUCAGGCUGGUGGAGAGAUGGCUAUAGCAAUUCCAGGGUGCUUAUCAAGAUACUAGAAUAUUCCAGGGGAAGAAAAACCUUGUGGUUCACAGAAACUUCCAAAAGUCCCCCAAGGUACACUUCAUGAACCAGUCCCUGACACAUGGCCAGUAAGCAAGCAGUGAGGCCAGUAAGCAAGAAGUGAGGAGCAGAUGCUUGUGAGACGAACGUGGGCAGAGGUGAGGCAGGCUUACCAGGAUUCCAACCAGCCAGGCCAGGCGUCCUACUAAUCUGCACUAGCAAUGACUGGAGUGGGCCAGUGCCCUCAGGACAUGAAUUUGGCCUUUCAUGGAUUCAGCCUUGAGAUACAUAAUGGAAGAGGCCACCCAAAUGCUUAGAAUGAGAGACUCUGUAUUGGAGUUAGCUUUGAAGCACCUCCUUUGACAAAGGACUAAGUCUUCUUGCCUUGAUCAAUACUAUAGGAUUUUGUUUCAUAUAAAACAGGGGUCCCCAACAUCCAGGCCGCAGACUAGUACCGGUCUGGGCCUGUCAGGAACCGGGCUAGACCACACAGCAGGAAACAUCCUGAAACCAUUCCCACCUCCCCAUCUGUGGAAAAAUUGUCUUCCAUGAAACUGUGUUUCUGGUGACAAAAAGGUUGGAGACCACUGGUGUAAAAGGAAACCAACUGACUACUCUGAUCAUUUUUAUCUUGCAAGAGACCACACUGCUUUGGGACUGACUGCCUUGGCUCAUGAGGAAGGAUUGUGGCUAGCCAUCUAUCCCUUGGGUGAUUCUGGAGAGAGGAUGAUGGAUUGUCCACUGUCUUAUCCUCAUAGUGAUAAGCUUUCAUUAGGGUUUGAUAGUCAGGCCUUUCAUAUCCUGUUUAAUAUAAAUAGUGUAGUAGGAUCUGACUUUUGAAUUCACUCUAUCACCACUUACUGAAGAGGAAAGUUGCUCAGAGUAAAGUUUAUUGAAUUCUGUGCCUUAAACAGGGUCUAGCCAGGAAGGUUGGGCAACCAAGAUAGCAAGAUAUCACUGUGUCCUCAGAUUUAACUUAACCUUGUCUAUGCAAACUGCCAUUGCUUACAUGAGUAGGUCUGUGUCUUGCAACAAUCUGAGGUCUUAGGUGGACUUCCUGUCUGACCUGGUGUUAGCUGGGUUCCUGUCCUUUGUGAAUUAAACCAUAUUGGCUUCAGCCACCCCUGACCCUCUUGCCCAGUACCCUCCUCCAGCUGCAAGAUUUGGGGUGAUUUCCAUGUUCAUUUCUUGACUCUGAGUAGACACAGCCUGUCUCGAUCAGAACUAGGAGGUUUUAGAUUUUUGUUCAAAAUCUCAGGGAGAUGGACAGGGGAGGUCUAGCCUGGCCAAAGUCUUAUUUUAAAGCCCCUUUCUCAAACAUGUUGGCUGUUUUUCCCUUGGGGUUAUCCUACUGACUAAUCCUCCUUCUCUCCUUACAAUUGCCCUUAUCCAGCUGUUCCCAAAACCUCAUGAUUCUUAGCCACUUUAUAAACUUAGAACUAUUCAAGAUUAUAGUUGGCAGAAUGCCCUGCCACCCCAAAUAUAUGCUCAUGUCCUAGUCACCAGAACCUGUGAAUGUUAGGAUACAAAAUAAAAAGGAGUUUAAGGUAACAUACAGAAUUAAGGUUGCUAAUCAGCUGACCUUAAAAUAAGAUUAUCCUGGAUUAUCCAAAUGGGCCCAGUCUUAUCACAAGGGUCCUUUAAUGUGGAAGAGGGAGACACACUGUAGGAGACUCCACAAGCUGGUGGUGGCUUUGAAGAAGAAAGAAAGGAACACAAGGCAAGGCAGGCAGGCAGUCUGUAAGAACUGGAAAAGGCAGAAAAUGGAUUCCCUAGAGCUGCCCGAAGUAACCAGUCCUGCUGUAAUACCUUGAUUUUGAAGGUAAGCCCACUGAGACUAACUGGACUUCUGGCCAGUAGAACUGUAAGGUGAUAAUAGUGUUCUUUAAGCCACUAAGCUUGUAGUAAUUUACUGAUAUUAAAGCAGUGAAAGAAAAUGAACAUAGGUCUCAUGCAUAAGUUUUCCUCAUUUUUACCUUAAUUAUUAAAUCUUGGGGCUUUUUUAGUGUUCCAUCAUCUUUUGAUUAGACUUUAUCUCAUGUAGGCUGUGGCUUUUAGGGAUGGGCUAAUUGAUAUAAUAUUGGGCUGGAGAAAACUUCACAAGAACAUAGAAAACCUACACCUCUGCCUGGCCAAGCUAUAUGAUUCAGAAGUUAUUUUGGUGUACAUAUACCUGACCUGGGGAAAUCCAACUUCAGGAGAAUAUAAGAGUGACAAGAAUUUGCUGACUCUGGCUCAGGAACUAAUGCUGUCUGAUGUGUUCAGCCUCAUAGUAGAAGAAAUGACUUUUUAAGGCACAUAAUUUGUGAAUUUUCCAACUGUUUUAUUUAAAUAGUACCAUA